UGUUUGGGAGGCAUUGGGCUUUCUCUGUCAGGAGCUGGGGCCAAGGCCUCGCUCUGCUUUCUUGGCGGAACGCCUCAGUCAGGGCUCAAAGCCUUGGCACCGGGGGGACUAUUUUCCUUCCUUGGCGGAAGGUUACGAGCGGAGUGGACAGCGGCACGACGUCCUUGAAAAGCCGCGGCCUGGAGGCGGAGCCCCGCAGUCCCUCUGGAGCCGAGGAGGAGGCAGUUACAGGUCCAUCUGUGUGGGGUUUCGGAGCGCCUCUCGCCAUGUCUGGGGAGCUGGAGAUCAUGGAGUCGCAGGUGCUGUGGGAGCCCGACUCCAAGCGGAACACCAACAUGGAUCAGUUGCGGGCCGCGGUCGCCGAUGCUUACGGGAUCCGCCUGGCCAACUACAGUGAACUGUACCACUGGUCAGUAGAGCAUUAUCCGGAUUUCUGGGCAGAAUUUUGGAAGUUCAGUGGGAUUGUCUUCUCUCACCUCUAUGAUGAGGUGGUUGAUCCUUCUAAGAGCAUUGCAGAUGUUCCAGAAUGGUUUAAAGGCAGCCGGCUGAACUAUGCAGAAAACCUCUUGAAGCACAAAGAGAACGAUAAAAUUGCCCUCUAUGCUGCACAGGAAGGAAAGGAAGAAAUCGUGAAGGUGACUUUUGAAGAGCUAAGGCAACAAGUCGCUCUGUAUGCUGCAGCCAUGAGGAAAAUGGGAGUGCAAACAGGAGACAGAGUUGUUGGUUAUUUGCCCAAUGGUAUCCAUGCGGUGGAAGCAAUGUUAGCAGCUGCAAGCAUUGGUGCCAUUUGGAGUGCGACGUCGCCGGACUUCGGCAUCAACGGUGUACUGGACAGGUUUUCCCAGAUUCAGCCCAAGUUGAUCUUUUCAGUCGAAGCUGUCAUCUACAAUGGGAAAAAACAUAACCACCUGGAAAAGCUGCAGAAUGUCGUAAAGGGGCUCCCAGAUCUAAAAAAAGUAGUGGUGAUCCCAUAUGUUUCCUCGAGAGAAUCAAUAGACAUUUCCAAAAUCCCAAACAGUGUCUUUCUAGAAGACUUUCUCGCAGCAGGGAAGGGAGACCAGGCCCCCCAGCUGGAGUUUGAACAGCUUCCCUUCAGUCAUCCUCUUUUUAUCAUGUUUUCGUCUGGCACAACAGGAGCCCCCAAAUGCAUGGUUCACUCAGCAGGGGGGACAUUACUUCAGCACUUGAAGGAGCAUAUCCUGCACGGCAACAUGACCAGCAAUGACAACAUCAUGUACUACACAACGACUGGCUGGAUGAUGUGGAAUUGGUUGGUGUCUGCCCUUGCUGUAGGUGCUUCUGUAGUUCUCUACGAUGGAUCACCGCUUGUUCCAUCCCCCAACGUCCUGUGGGAUUUGGUUGAUCGACUAGGAAUCACCAUCCUUGGGACAGGUGCCAAAUGGUUAGCAGUGCUGGAAGAGAAAAACCUUAAACCAUGUGAAACACAUAACCUCCAGACCCUCCAUACGAUUUUGUCGACUGGUUCACCGCUCAAGCCCCAAAGUUAUGAAUAUGUUUACAAGCACAUAAAGAGCAACGUCCUUCUUGGAUCCAUUUCAGGAGGUACGGAUAUAAUUUCCUGCUUCAUGGGACAGAACGUGUCCAUCCCAGUUUACAAAGGCGAGAUCCAGGCACGAAAUCUUGGAAUGGCUGUGGAAGCCUGGAAUGAUGAAGGCAAGCCAGUUUGGGGAGAAAGUGGAGAGUUAGUUUGUACGAAGCCCAUGCCUUGCCAGCCGACACACUUUUGGAAUGACGAGAAUGGAAGCAAAUACAGGAAGGCCUAUUUUUCAAGAUUUCCAGGUGUUUGGGCUCACGGUGACUACUGCAGAAUCAACCCUAAGACAGGAGGCAUUGUCAUGCUUGGACGUAGCGAUGGCACACUGAAUCCAAGUGGCGUCAGGUUUGGAAGUUCUGAGAUCUAUAACAUAGUGGAAGCUUUCGAGGAAGUGUCCGACAGUCUCUGUGUCCCUCAGUAUAACAAAGAUGGCGAAGAAAGGGUCAUCCUUUUCCUCAAAAUGGCCACCAACCAGGCAUUCAGUCCAGAUUUGGUGAAACGAAUUAGGGAAGCCAUUCGGAUUGCGCUCUCAGCCCGGCAUGUUCCCAGCCUCAUUUUAGAAACUGAAGGCAUUCCGUACACAAUAAAUGGGAAGAAAGUUGAAGUGGCUGUCAAACAGGUUAUUGCUGGGAAGGAAGUGGCUCAGCGAGGGAUCUUCUCCAACCCAGAGGCACUGGACCUCUACCGAAACAUUCCAGAGCUCCAGAACUUCUGAAGGAAUCUGCCUUUUCCAACCAUUUGAUGUUUGUGUGUUAUGUGUGUCUGGUUUUGUAUUGUGUAUAUAAUAUGUACAUGGAUGCUGUAUGCGAAAGAAACUUAUUUAAGUGACAGUGUUUCUUUUGAAAAAGGGAAAUGCUGUUUUUAUUGCCAAGUGCUUCAUGAAAAAGGCUGUUUGUAGGAGUGCAGCGUUGUGAAUUUUUGGCAUAUCGACAGUGCUCUUCCAGCCAAGAAGAGCUUACUUUCCCUCCUUUUAGGUAACUGGGUGCAGAAUUUUUUUAUAAUGUAUACUAAACACUUGUUUUCUGGGUUUAAUUUUAUCUUUAAAAUUAAGGUAAAUGAAGAAAAAAAUUAUCUUUAAAAUGAAGGGAAGAGGGCAACUAUCACAUGGGCGGUAGGGUUUUAUUUAAUUUAGCAUAAGGGUCUAGGUUUCAGGCUGUGUGCUGAGCCUUUGGGGAAUUUUUUAUCAAUGGAAACAUCAGAAAAUGGCAGGUAAAUGCCUCCCUAGAGCAUAGGUUACAUACUGCUAUUACUGUUCUUUGCUCACAGUAUCUAGUCGCCAGAGAUGGAUGUGUUGAGGGUGCAUUCUCAAUUGACAAAAGUCAGCAAUGAGCCCUCUGAACCUGAAAAAUUGCUUUGGAAGACUACAUCUCUCCCAGAAUACUGGUCAUGGUGACUGGGGGAUUAUGAAAGUUGGGAUCUAAAAGGUAUAUUUUUCAUGCUGCUUGGGGCCCAGCUGGUUUGGUCAGUAACCUGUUACAGAAUUCAAGGUGUUUCCUUGACUUUUUCCAGAAACCCUCAGUAACACCCAAGAUGCUCCUUGACUAAAAAAUCCACAUGAGAGAAAUCCCUGCAAUAAAGAGUUUUACUCAGUUCAAGAAUUCCUUUUUGUUUCCAGCUUGUUUACUUUGGCUGCAUCUGUGCUGCGGAAAUAAUCCAAUUUGACACUGCUUUAACAGCCGUGGUGCAAUGCUAUGGUAUUCUGGGAUUGCUAUGGCACCAGAGCUCUCUGACAGAGAAGGCUAAAUGUCUCACAAACUGACAAAUCCCAGAAUUCCAUGGCACUGAUUGACUGAUUUGAUUUAUUACUGCACAUAGCCAGCAUAAAUUCCAUGACAUUGUGCUAUGGCAGUUAGAGUGGUGCCCAACUGGAUUAUUUCUGCCAUGCAGAUGCAGCCUCUGAUCUUGUUCUUUUAAAGCGACUUGGUUCUAUCUCAAAACCUUAAAAAGAAAGAAUUUCUCUUUAAAAAAAAAAUGAAUUGUGAACUACGGACAGCAUUGUCUGCUGUUCUAAAUAACUUGACUUUGGUCCCUAGGUCUGAAAGAUUUUGCCCCUUGUCUGGGUACAGUGUGCCAGUGUCCUCUUGCAGUCAAUGGGACCAGUUAGUUUGAACUAGUUGAAAAGUGGAUCAGUUUCAUGGGGCUUGGGUGAGUCAAAUGUUCUUUGCAUGAUAUUCCGUUCAGGCCAAAUUGCCUUUUUUUGGAACCGGGAGUGAAGUGGUGGGCUUGGAAGUAUGGCUGUCCAUGAAACGUCAUGGUUAAGAUUUGAUUUUUAAAAUGAGAGGAAAACAAGUCCGCUUGAUACACACUGACAAGCCUGUUGCACAGCGCAGGGGCCUGGGCACAGAAGUGUGUGAUAUAACCUCUGAUCUUGUAUAGGUCAACCAGGAGCUGCAUCAACAGAGUGGGAUAGGACCCUCAGCAGAUACACUCUUCCCAAGGAUUCCCCAAAGCAAAUCUGUUUUCUAUUUUUCUGUGGUGCUAAGAGCAAAUAUAGAAACAGUUUUUAUGCACCUCACCUAUUGAAUUCCCCAUACUCCUGUCUGUAUAGGAAACAGCGGAACUCUGGCAGAACCUGUGUUCAGAUGGGCAAGGAGCAAGGAAGCCAUGGAAGCCAAAUGAUGGACUGCAGCGCCUAUCAUUCCUGACUGUUGGCUGCACUGCCUGGGGCUGAUAGGUGUUGGUGGUCCUGACAAUGUUGGUGAGACACAGGCACCCUUUGCCUUCAGUCUGAUGAUGGGAUAGACAACCUGGUGCCCUCCUGAUGUUUUUGGGCUACAGAUUCCAUCCUAGCUAUUGGCCGUGCAACCUGAAGCUGUAGUUCAAAAUACAUGGGGAGUAUUACGUUGCCUAGCUCUGAACUUGGCUGUUGUGGAGGAAAAUAAUAAAAGUGGGGAAAAUAGGCAGGGGAGUAUCUGUGAGACGGAGGGUUACACUGAACCCAGGUAAGGAAGCCCUUACCAAAGUCCACCGACAGGGCAUCCCAGAAGUCCCCCCAAAAAGCUUCGUGUUUGGUGGCCAAAACUUUGUUUCUGUUUUUUAUGUUUUUAAUGCUCUUUGGGGCCGGGGAAAUUAAAUUAAAAUGUUUUCUUGGUGCUUUUUUUUUUUUUUUUUAAAUCUACCUUGGUUCUGAAAGGAUUUCUUUUCCUAAUAAAAGAAGCUGUUCCAAGUGUACAGAGACCUCACCAAUGGUUGUGUUUUUGAUAAAGGAAUUGUAAGAGCGAUACGGAAAAUAAUGCUAUCUUUGGAACGGUAGGCCGAUUCUGUUUUGGAUUUUUUCCUUUUUGUAAUCAUGAUGUUGAGUAAGCUCAAUGAUGUUUUAAGGGAUUUAAAUGUAGUAAAAAUGCAGAAUAAAUUCUCACUUUUAUCGGA
Messenger RNA from Sceloporus undulatus (fence lizard), 4924 nucleotides. RefSeq names its product acetoacetyl-CoA synthetase (gene AACS). NCBI's taxonomy places the organism in Eukaryota, Metazoa, Chordata, Lepidosauria, Squamata, Phrynosomatidae. Gene Ontology annotation, molecular function: acetoacetate-CoA ligase activity. The coding region runs from base 267 to 2270 and encodes 667 amino acids. The transcript has 18 exons. Gene Ontology annotation, biological process: positive regulation of insulin secretion; lipid metabolic process. Gene Ontology annotation, cellular component: cytosol. The record is from RefSeq and is a predicted model, not a curated record.